Messenger RNA from Macrobrachium nipponense, 3136 nucleotides. Its product is annotated as alkaline phosphatase-like. The record is from RefSeq and is a predicted model, not a curated record. NCBI's taxonomy places the organism in Eukaryota, Metazoa, Arthropoda, Malacostraca, Decapoda, Palaemonidae. Gene Ontology annotation, biological process: dephosphorylation. The coding region runs from base 709 to 2424 and encodes 571 amino acids. Gene Ontology annotation, molecular function: alkaline phosphatase activity. The transcript has 12 exons.
CACAGUGCCUUCCGAACAGUCGUGGUAUUCGUACGUCGUGUGAUGGUAGUCUCUCCGGGGGACUUUCGUGUGUGUGUGUGUGUGUGUUGUCUGUGGGCUGCCUUGCUGAACGGUUUGUUCUAUUAAUAGAAAUAUAUAACUCUGUGGCUGAGUGAAUGCUAUUGUCUGGAGCUGUAUUGAAAACGUGAUGGAGUGAUCUUGAUUCGCUCAAACUGAAGUUCGUGACUGACCACUGAAAUAAAAUCUGGAUUGUGUACGCACUUGGGUAAAUGGUCCACCUGCUCUAGAAGAUCUAGAAAGACUAGGUACCGAUCUAGAAAGACUAUAGGUACCGCGAGGAGAUUCUUUGAUAAUGUACUCGAGUGGAAAAAGGGAAUGCUUGAUUGAAAAUUAGAAAAAAAAGCUUCACUGAUUUGUAAAAAAAAUUAUAUUGUUAACUAUAGAACAGUCUUGAAUGAACCAGAAAAACAAUCAUUAAUAGUAUGAAAAGGCUCCACUGAACAGGAAAAACUGAAAAUAUAUGAUUGGACAAAAAAAUAGAAGUAGUGUUAAAACUUCACUUUUAUCUAAAUAUUACCAGAAAAAGCGCGAAUUGUGACUCCAUCACCAACAUUCACCAGCGACUUUCCUUAGAGAAAGCGACUCUGCAGUGAUCGACCAACAGCAGCAGCAGACGACGACGUCGACGACGACGACCCCUGAGUUGCCAUGAAGCCCUACGGCCUGCUGCUCCUGCUGGGGGCUGUUUUCGCCACAGCCCUGGCCCUACAGACGCAGGGCAAGGCAGGAAACGCCAACGUUCGCAACAACAAUAACAAUAAGAUUAGAGCUGGCGAGGAGGAAUUCCACAAGUCCAGGAAGCAGACUUACAGGAAGGUGAAGAAAGGGUCGUCUUAUACGCGGGUUCCUUUCAUCGACAAAGAAGACCAAGACUUCUGGAACAGCAACGCGCAGCUGGAGCUGCAGAACCAGCUGAAGAUCUUCCAGCAGAAGAGGCAGGCGAAGAACGUGAUUCUGUUCCUCGGGGACGGCAUGUCCACGGCGACGGUCACAGCCACCAGGAUCCUCAAAGGGCAGAGGAGUGGCCGGUGGGAGAGAGAGCUCAUGGAAUGGGACACCUUUCCACACAGCGCCCAGAUCAAGACCUACACGACAGACAGCCAAGUAGCAGACAGCGCUGCCAGCGCCACAGCCUACCUCUGCGGCGUCAAGGGGAAUUUGGGCACCAUAGGGGUCGACGUCAAUGUCAACAAGGAGAACUGUUCUGCCCAGCAGGAUUCCACCUUCCACACCGAUUCCAUCGCCAAGUGGUUCCAGGACGCCGGAAAAUCUACGGGUCUCGUCACAACCAUGAGGGUCACCCACGCCACGCCCGCGGGAGCCUACGCCCACAUCGCCGACAGGGAGUGGGAGGACGACCACGAGAUCGCAAGUGACGGCCACGAUGCUGGAGGCUGCGAUGACAUUGCAGAACAGCUCAUACUGAACGAGCCUGGGCGCAACUUCAAGGUCAUCCUGGGAGGAGGCAGACGAGUCUUCCUGCCCUCGACCGAAUCGGACGUCGAGGAGAAAUUCCGCAAGGGCUACAGGCAGGAUGGCAAGAACCUCAUCAACACGUGGCUCAACAACAAGCAGAGGCAGGGGUCGAGGGCGUCCUACGUCUGGAACAAAGCGGAUCUCCUCGCCCUCGACACUGCCAACACCGACUACCUCCUCGGCCUCUUUGCAUACAGUCACAUGGACUACCUAGUGGAGAGAGAUACCUCCAUGGACCCCAGCCUCCCCGAGAUGACCAAGGCGGCCAUCGAAGUCCUGCAGAAGGACAACAACGGGUUCUUCCUUCUCGUAGAAGGAGGCCUGAUAGACCACGGCCACCACGGCAACAAGGCCAUAAAGGCCCUGACGGAGACCCUGGAGAUGGACGAGGCCGUGCAAGUGGCCAAGAGGAUGACCAACGCCGCCGACACGCUGAUCGUGGUCACGGCUGACCAUUCCCACACCAUGACCAUCAACGGAUACCCUACCAGGCACACCGACAUUCUGGGUCUUGGCGAUUACAGCGACGAUGACUACAUGCCCUUCACGACCAUCCUUUACGGUAACGGGCCGGGCUAUCGCCCGUCCAUCAACGGGCACAGACCCGACCCCUCAGAAGACAACUUGCAUGACGUCAACUACAGGCAAGCCGGAGCAGUACCCAUCAACUCAGCAGCUCACGCCGGAGAAGACGUAGGCCUAUGGGCGUCCGGUCCCUUUUCGCACCUUUUCACGGGCGUCUACGAGCAGAACUACAUACCCCACGCCCUAGCGUACGCGGCAUGCGUGGGGAAAGGCCUCACUUUCUGUGGUAAUAACGGAGGCAGACGGUCGUUUAACAGGAUAAACCGUAGCCGAGGUGCAAGACGUUGGACGCCGCUAGGCUGAUGAUGUUAGGGAGAUUAAAAAACCCGCCAAAUAUACGAUGUUGACAAACCAACUGUGAAAAAAAAAAUAACCUUCAUCGUGCCAUUAUUGUUACGGGUUUUCCUCCUACCUUCUUAUCACUUUUCAGAGAUUCUUUACAGAUAUUUUUAUAUAUUUAUAUUAUUCUGUGUUUGCCUUAUGUGAGAAAGUCUUAAGGAUGCGUCACGCUAGUACGUUUUCUGGCAUCUUUCAGCGACAAGGCAUCAAACUUCGUACCAACUAUAUUUUUUAAAGCAAAUUAUGUACAUUGAAAACUGCGUCUGUUCAUUAUAGAGAUGCCACACCAGCGUGAGCUUGAAUAACUUUUUUUCCCACCAGUUUACGCUAUGAAGACACAAGAUCAGAGGUUUAAAUCAAUCAAUUCUUGGCUGGCUAGUACUACAAAGUUUGGCAGAAAGAUGCUGAAAAAUGGUAGAAAACCUGCUUUUGUGACGCUGUACUUAGUUGUUGUAACGUCAUUUGCCGCUUUAGUUUUGGGGGAAUUAGCUGUGCAAAAUACUGGAACACUUCUGUCUGAAUUUUUCGAGAAAUUUUGAGUUGUUUAAAUGCGUUUUUUUUCCUCACUCUCUCCUUAGCUUUCAUUUCCUUCUCUGUGCAGGAAACCCGGUUUGAAACUGUCGCUUAUAUAAUAUAUAAAUGUAAUUUAUUUAUAUCUAUAAAAUAAUUAAAUGAU